AUGCAGAGGAGACUAGCUCAAGAGACUGAAGAGAGUGUGGAGGAACGAAGAUUGAGGGAGAUGCAUGCUUAUGUUCUUGAGAAUUUAGAGGAAGAGAGGCAAAGAGAUAUUCAGAGGCAGAGGAGGGAGGCUAUGCUGAGACUUGAACAGAUCAAAGCCACUGUUGUAGUAGAUGAAGGGAUUCGAACCAGAGUACUGAUGGGAGAAAUCGGAUUUAGAGAACCCAUCGGGUGGCAGAGAGCAGAGGUUCAAGAAAAUCUGCAGAAACAGAGAUUGAAGAAUAUUGAGGAACAGAGAAAGAGAGACAUUGAAAAUAAAGAGAGAGAAGCUGAAGAAGAGAGACGUAAAGGUAUUGAAAGACGGAGGAGUGACUCUCGUAAGAGACUUGCGCAGGUGAUGAAACCUACAGUUGAAUUCGAUGAAGCUAUUCGAACCAGAGAGGCAUUACUUGAGCUCGGGAUUAAGAGAAAAGAGGGUGAUGGGUUUUGA
This is a messenger RNA of Microthlaspi erraticum, 489 nucleotides long. Lineage: Eukaryota; Viridiplantae; Streptophyta; Magnoliopsida; Brassicales; Brassicaceae. The record is from the annotation of a GenBank genome assembly.